AUGGCAGCGGUCCGCGUCGACCCAAAAGCGAUGACAGUAACGGCGCAGGCGGGAAUACGAACAGGAAAUCUGUACUACGAGAUCUUCCGGGCCGGACGCGCCGCGGGCGGCCGCAACCUCACUUGCCUCGGCGGCACGUACCCCCAGAUUGGCUUUGGCGGCAUCCUCGCCGCGGGCGGCUACGGCGACCUCAGCCGCAAGUACGGCCUUUUGUCCGACUCCCUGAUUUCGGCCACUGUGGUGGACGCCAAGGGGCGCCUGCUGGAAGCCAGCGAGAAGCUGAACCCGGACCUGCUGUUUGCACUCAAGGGCGGUGGGGGCGGGACGUAUGGCAUCGUGGUGGAGGCGACUGUUAGACUUCUGGAGAUCCCCGUGGUCACUGUGGCUCGGAUCAAGUACGCCAACCUCGAGAAGGCGGUGCAGCUGUUUGACAGGUACCAGAGGUGGGCACCAGGCGCCCCGGCUGAGCUGACUUUUGGUUUCAACCUAAAGCCCGACAAGAUUGACAUCAACAUGCAGUACCUCGGGCCAAAGAAGGAGCUUGACCGCCUGCUGAAGGACGAGUCAGGCCUCAUCCUGCCAGGCGCGCUCUAUGAGGCGGCAGAGUGCGACAUCCAGGGCUACCGAGGCUGGGCGAUCGAGUCGUCGGUCGUGCCGGCGGGGCCAAAGGGGGGCUGGAAGACGGCCAGCAACCUGCCGCUGCCGCCCUACUGCUCGCCACCCGAGGCGACGCGCGUGCCGCAGCGGGUGAGGCCCGGCGGGCCGCUGGCGUUCAUGUCUGAGGCGGCGCAAUACCGCUCCGCGCUCUUUAAAACCCCGAUCCCGAUCUCGGGCGUGGAGGCGUUGAAAGAGGCGUUCUCCGCGCCCACAAUUCGCGCGUGGCGUCAAAUGUCAUGCCGCGUCUUGGGGCCGGGCGUAACAAAGGUGCCGCCCGCCGCGUCGGCGUUCGGCCACCGGGAAGCGCGGCUGAUGUGCGAGUGGGGGGUGUCUUUCGGUAUGCGCCGGACUGCGGCGCAGCAGCCGGCGGCGGUGACGGCGCCGAUAUGGGCGUGGUUUGAGCGGACGAGGGGGGUGGUAGCGGCGCUCAGCGAGGCCCGCGCAGAGUACAACGGAUGGAUCAACAGGUUUGACAGGGUGGAGAACUAUUUCGGCACGAACUACCCGAGGCUGCAGCAGAUCAAAAAGAAGUACGACCCCGAUAACGUCUUCUUCAACAGCCUGUCGGUAAAACCAGCAAGGCGGUGA
Molecule: messenger RNA, 1245 nt
Organism: Monoraphidium neglectum
Lineage: Eukaryota; Viridiplantae; Chlorophyta; Chlorophyceae; Sphaeropleales; Selenastraceae
Product: FAD linked oxidase domain-containing protein
Exons: 6
Coding region: 1-1245 (414 amino acids)
Molecular function (GO): oxidoreductase activity; FAD binding
Source: RefSeq, a predicted model, not a curated record